AUGGUCUUCAAGGUUUACGAGAACAGUGUUCAGUGCACCAUCCUACGCGAGGAAGGCGAGGGCCGCGAUGAAGAAGCCGCCAAUGGUGGCAAUCUCGGAGCGGCUGGCAAUGUUGCGGAGCGCAGCCGACGAGCCCGUAGACGAGGGCCGUUCGCAGUCGCGUUGGCCGCGGCGGCGCUGGCAGCUGCCGCCGAAGCAGCUGCUGCCGCGCUCGAUCCGCUCGCGGCCGACCCCGUUCCGGAUCCAGAGCUGGAGCUGGAGGAUCCCGAGCUGGCACUGCAGGUCGAGGACUGCAGGGCAAGCACGGCAGCGGCGUCCGUGGGGCACGAGGAGGCGAUACCUGGGGCCGUCAUGGAACAGAUGCAGUCGACGUCGCAGGCGCUCGAGCAGCUUGCGGCCGAGAGCGCGCUGGCGAGACAGGUCUGCGCGCACGAGGAGAGGCUGCUCGUGUCUGGGCAAGUGGUCGAGGUUGAGCCUGAUGACGACGACGAGGUUCCAGAUGACGAAGAGGAUCCCGACGAAGACGAUGAGCUCGAGGAGCUAGCGCUGCAUGUGGAGGAUUGGAGGGCAAGGACCGCAGCGGCGUCGGUGGGGCAGCCGGUGGCGAUGCAAAGCGUUGCCUUCGAACAAAUGCAGUCAACAUCACAUGCGCUCGAGCAGCUAGCGGCUGUGAGGGCACUGUUCAGGCAGGUCUGCGCGCAAGAUGAGAGGCUGCUGGUGUCUGGGCAAGUUGUCGAACUCGAUCCUGACGACGAGGACGAGCUGCCGGAUGACGAGGAGCCACUCGAAGACGACGAGGAUCCUGAGGAUGACGACCCGGAGCUGGAAGCACUGCAGGUAGACGACUGGAGAGCGAGAACGGCGGCAGCGUCGGUGGGGCACCCAGUGGCGAUGCAAAGAGUGGCCUUCGAGCAAAUGCAGUCCACGUCACAUGCGCUCGAGCAGCUCGCAGCCGUGAGGGCACUGUUCAGACAGGUCUGCGCGCAAGACGAGAGGCUGCUGGUGUCUGGGCAGGUGGUCGACGACGAGCCUCCUGAUGACGAGCUACCUGUCCCACUCGAGCUUGACCCGCUUCCCGAAGAUCCAGAGGACGUGGAACCUGACGAGGUGGACCCCGAUGAGGACGAUCCGGACGACGAUGAGCUACAGAUGCAGUCCACGUCACAGGCGCUCGAGCAGCUUGCGGCUGUGAGCGCGCUGUUAAGGCAUGACUGGGCACACGAUGAGAGGCUGCUGGUGUCGGGGCAUGUGGUGGAAGAUCCGGUACCCGAGGAUCCGCUGCUUCCACCAGACGAUCCGCUGCUUCCACCGGAGGAUGUCGUGGUCGACCCCGCUGACGUUGUUGUCUUGGAGGUCGUGACGCCACCACCAGCCGCCGUGGUCGUCCCAGAGGCGGGGCAGGUAGAACCCUGCAUGGCGAGAACGUCGGUGAUGUCGGAAGCCGUGCACGUCGUGGCCAAGCAGAGGGCAGCCGAGUUUGUGAAUGAAGUACCACAGAUGCAGGAAACGUCGCAUGCCGACGAACAGCCGGCACUCGAGAGAGCUCCCAGCAAACAGGUUUGGGCACAGGAUGAAAGCUUGGUGACAUCAGGGCAGUUUGCGGCAGCUGAAGUGGUUGCCGGGGCCGCGGUCGUUGUAGCCUUCGUGGUGGUAACUUGGGCGGGGGCAGACGUGGUUGGCGCGGUUGUAACCUGGGCAGGAGCCGAAGAAGUUGUGGACGUCGAGGCCUUGGUUGACGAUGGUUGA
Messenger RNA from Apiotrichum porosum, 1746 nucleotides. RefSeq lists its product as uncharacterized. The record is from RefSeq and is a predicted model, not a curated record. The transcript has 6 exons. The coding region runs from base 1 to 1746 and encodes 581 amino acids. Lineage: Eukaryota; Fungi; Basidiomycota; Tremellomycetes; Trichosporonales; Trichosporonaceae.